Molecule: messenger RNA, 877 nt
Organism: Chelonoidis abingdonii (Abingdon island giant tortoise)
Lineage: Eukaryota; Metazoa; Chordata; Testudines; Testudinidae
Gene: EXOSC1
Product: exosome component 1
Biological process (GO): RNA processing
Cellular component (GO): nuclear exosome (RNase complex); cytoplasm
Molecular function (GO): RNA binding
Source: RefSeq, a predicted model, not a curated record
GGGCUGUCCCUAGGUGAGCGACUCUGCAGCCUGGAGGAGGGCGUGGCGGGCAGCGGGACCUACACCCGGCACGGCUACGUGUGCGCGGCGCUGGCCGGCUGCCUGGCGAAGACAAGUGAGGACGGAGCGCUGCCGGUGGUGUCUGUGGUGAGAGAUGCCGAGUCCCAGCUCCUGCCCGACGUAGGGGCCAUCGUGACGUGCAAGGUGUGCAGCAUUAACUCCCGCUUUGCCAAGGUGCACAUCCUGUACAUUGGCUCCACGCCACUGAAAUCCACCUUCCGAGGCACCAUACGGAGAGAAGACAUUCGAGCCACAGAGAAAGACAAGGUGGAAGUUUACAAGAGUUUCCGGCCUGGGGACAUAGUCCUGGCCAAAGUGAUCUCCCUGGGGGACAUGCAGUCUAACUACGUGCUGAGCACAGCGGAGAAUGAGCUGGGUGUGGUGGUGGCUCACAGCGAAGCAGGGGCACAGAUGGUGCCGAUCAGCUGGUGUGAGAUGCAAUGCCCCAGGACGCACUCCAAGGAGCUCCGCAAAGUGGCCCGCGUGCAGCCGGAAUUCCUGCAGACCUAGCUGGCCAGCCUGUGCCCCGUCCCUGCUGCAGGCAGACAGGCAGCCAGCCUGCGCCUCUGUUGUCAUCCCUUAACCAGAGCAACCCCUGCAGGCCAGUGAGCUGGGACUUGACCUGCCCCAGGGCAGGGGGCCUGUGCGUGCAGCCAGCACCUCCUGGAGCAUCCACUGGAUUUUGGAUUGUAUUAAGGCUAGUGGGGGGGGGGUAGGGUCCCCUGUGCCCUUCUGCAAGGGAUAGCCCCUGCCAGGGCCCUGCUCCCAAUUUGGUUUUUAAACUGCUGUGCCCUGAAUAAAUAUAUUCCUGAAGGGC